UGUUGGGUGCAUAUGUAUUUAUAAUUGUUUUAUCUUCUUCUUGGAUCGAUCCCUUGAUCAUUAUGUAGUGUCCUUCCUUGUCUCUUGUAACAUUCUUUAUUUUAAAGUCUAUUUUAUCUGAUAUGAGUAUUGCUACUCCAGCUUUCUUCUGAUUUCCAUUUGCAUGGGAUAUCUUUUUCCAUCCCCUCACUUUCAGUCUGUAUGUGUCCCUAGGUCUGAAGUGGGUCUCUUGUAGACAGCAUAUAGAUGGGUCUUGUUUUUGUAUCCAUUCAGCAAGCCUGUGUCUUUUGGUUGGAGCAUUUAAUCCAUUCACGUUUAAGGUAAUUAUCGAUAUGUAUGUUCCUAUGACCAUUUUCUUAAUUGUUUUGGGUUUGUUUUUGUAGGUCCUUUUUCCUCUCUUGUGUUUCCCACUUAGAGAAGUUCCUUUAGCAUUUGUGGUAGAGCUGGUUUGGUGGUGCUGAAUUCUCUUAGCUUCUGCUUGUCUGUAAAGCUUUUGAUUUCUCCAUGGAAUCUGAUUGAGAUCCUUGCCCGGUAGAGUAAUCUUUGCUGUAGGUUCUUCCCUUUCAUCACUUUAAGUAUAUCAUGCCACUCCCUUCUGGCUUGUAGAGUUUCUGCUGAGAAGUCAACUGUUAACCUUAUGGGAGUUCCCUUGUAUGUUAUUUGUCAUUUUUCUCUUGCUGCUUUCAGUAAGUUUUUCUUUGUCUUUAAUUUUUGCCAGUUUGAUUACUAUGUGUUUUGGCGUGUUUCUCCUUGGGUUUAUCCUGUAUGGGACUCUCUGCGCUUCCUGGACUUGGGUGGCUCUUUCCUUUCCCAUGUUAGGGAAGUUUUCGACUAUAAUCUCUUCAAAUAUUUUCUCUGGUCCUUUCUCUCUCUCUUCUCCUUCUGGGACCCCUAUAACAUGAGUGUUGUUGCAUUUAGUGUUGUCCCAGAGGUCUCUUAGGCUGUCUUCAUUUCUUUUCAUUCUUUUUUUUUUUAUUCUCUUCCGCAGCAGUGGAUUCCACCAUUCUGUCUUCCAGAAUGUUAUCUGUUCUUCUGCUUCAGUUAUUCUGCUAUUGAUUCCUUCUAGUGUAGUUUUCCUUUCAGUUAUUGUAUUGUUCAUCUCUGUUUGUUUGUUCUUUAAUUCUUCUAGGUCAUUGUUAAACAUUUCUUGCAUCUUCUCCAUCUUUGCCUCCAUUCUUUUUCCGAGGUCCUGGAUCAUCUUCACUAUCGUUAUUCUGAAUUCUUUUUCUGGAAGGUUGCCUAUCUCCACUUCAUUUAGUUGUUUUUCUGGGGUUUUAUCUUGUUCCUUCAUCUGGUACAUAGUCCUCUGUCUUUUCAUCUUGUCUGUCUAUCUGUGAAUAUGUUUUUUGUUCCACAGGCUGCAAGCCUGUAGUUCUUGCCUCUGCUGUCUGCCCUCUGGUGGAUGAGGCUAUCUAAGAGGCUUGUGCAAGUUUCCUGAUGGGAGAGACUGGUGGUGGGUAGAGCUGACUGUUGCUCUGGUGGGCAGAGCUCAGCAAAACUUUAAUCCAAUUGACUGCUGAUGGGUGGGACUGGGUUCCCUCCCUGUUGAUUGUUUGGCCAGAGGCAACCCAACACUGGAGCCUACCUGGGCUCUUUGGUGGGGCUAAUGGUGGACUCUGGGAGGGCUCACGCCAAGGAUUACUACCCAGAACUUCCGCUGCCACUGUCCUUGUCCCCACGGUGAGCCACAGCCACCCCUGCCUCUGCAGGAGACCCUCCAACACUAGCAGGUAGGUCUGUUUCAGUCUCCCCUGGGGUCACUGCUCCUUCCCCUGGGUCCCGAUGCGCACACUACUUUGUGUGUGCCCUCCAAGGGUGGAGUCUCUGUUUCCCCCAGUCCUGUUGAAGUCCUGCAUUCAAAUCCCAGUAACCUUCAAAGUCUGAUUCUCUAGGAAUUCCUCCUCCCGUUGCCAGACCCCCAGGUUGGGAAGCCUGACGUGGGGCUCAGAACCUUCACUCCAGCGGGUGGACUUCUGUGGUAUAAGUGUUCUCCAGUCUGUGAGUCACCCACGCAGCAGUUAUGGGAUUUGAUUUUACUGUGAUUGCACCCCUCCUACCGUCUCAUUGUGGCUUCUCCUUUAUCUUUGGAUGUGGGAUAUCUUUUUUGGAGAAGACAGCAUUGACCUUUCCUUCAUCAGGCCAAAGAUGCCUCUCUUUGGGAGUACAUUCAGUCCGAAGAAGACGCCCCCUCGGAAGUCUGCGUCUCUCUCCAACCUGCAUAAUUUGGAUCGGUCGACCCGGGAGGUGGAGCUGGGCCUUGACUAUGGAACGCCCACCAUGAACCUGGCCGGGCAGAGCCUGAAGUUUGAAAACGGCCAGUGGAUAGCAGAGACAGGGGUUAGUGGAGGUGUGGACCGGAGGGAGGCCCAGCGCCUCCGGAGGCGGAACCAGCAGCUGGAGGAAGAGAACAAUCUCUUGCGGCUGAAGGUGGACAUCCUGCUGGACAUGCUCUCUGAGACCACUGCUGAAUCCCACUUAAUGGAGAAGGAGCUGGAUGAACUGAAGAGUGUCAGCCGGCGGAGAAAAUGAAGACCCCAAAGCCACCCGUCAGGCGCACACGGGGAAACCCUUCGUCAGAAGAGGAGGAUGUGGCUGAGGGAAUUUUUAACCAAAUAGUGGAUUAGGUCCUGGGAGAGAGUAUCAUAUAAUGGGCCCAAAAGGCACUGGCCCCCUUAGGUUGGCAGUAGGAAGGUGACAGCGUAGUGGAUUCCAGGCCAGUCCUGUGCUUCACAGCACAGCGAGGCCUCCUCAGGGAGGUCUGGGGUGACGGAGGCCUUUGGUGUCCUCCAGUUACUUAACGCACAAACGCCCGUGGCCCAGGCUCACGCUCAUCGGACGGAGUUCGUCGCAUCAUCCCCUCGCACUGUUGUGUGUGGUGUGGCAUCAGGUGUACAGAGCCUUGUUGUUAGGGGUCUCAGGUAAGGUCUCCCGCUCCUCUGCCCUUCAGGCCACUCUCUCCCUCCUUCAGAGAAUACUUGUACCCACCCGCAGCGCCCUCCGGCGCCAGCCCCUCAGCAGCAGGCGCCGCCCCCCGCGGCAGCGCUAUGUUUCUGUGCUUCUUUCCCGUCUGCCCUACUUUUGAAUUAAAUGAUGCUCUGUGAUCUC
Globicephala melas (long-finned pilot whale) is the source of this 3105-nucleotide messenger RNA. RefSeq names its product chibby 1, beta catenin antagonist (gene CBY1). Lineage: Eukaryota; Metazoa; Chordata; Mammalia; Artiodactyla; Delphinidae. The record is from RefSeq and is a predicted model, not a curated record.